AUGACUCUUCCCACGGCAUUUGCUGAAACCACAAGGUUUUCAACGUCACAUGCCGAGAUGAGAAUCCGCAUGCUUAACCUGUAUAGGAGAUACAUUAGACAUUCUAGAGAGUUUGUCAACAAUUACGAUCUUGAUAUUCCAACAUCAGAAGUGAAGACAAAAAUUAGGCAGGAAUUUGAAAAGCACAGACACGUGAACGAUUUGGCAGUGCAGAAUGUCAUGUACAUGAAGGGUCAGAUGGAAUUCCAGGAGUUGGUGAACUUCUGGAAACAGAAAUGUCAUGUUAUGAAGUACUUCGAGAACUUUGAUUACUAUGAUAAGGCCGGAAAGAACAACUUUGUGCAGAGAUUUUUGAAGGGUGCUGACUAA
Brettanomyces bruxellensis is the source of this 369-nucleotide messenger RNA. RefSeq lists its product as uncharacterized. Lineage: Eukaryota; Fungi; Ascomycota; Pichiomycetes; Pichiales; Pichiaceae. The record is from RefSeq and is a predicted model, not a curated record. The transcript has a single exon. Gene Ontology annotation, biological process: response to oxidative stress. Bases 1 to 369 code for a protein of 122 amino acids.